This is a messenger RNA of Rhipicephalus sanguineus (brown dog tick), 1452 nucleotides long. RefSeq lists its product as uncharacterized. Gene Ontology annotation, molecular function: ubiquitin protein ligase binding; tumor necrosis factor receptor binding. The record is from RefSeq and is a predicted model, not a curated record. The coding region runs from base 28 to 1446 and encodes 472 amino acids. NCBI's taxonomy places the organism in Eukaryota, Metazoa, Arthropoda, Arachnida, Ixodida, Ixodidae. Gene Ontology annotation, biological process: regulation of canonical NF-kappaB signal transduction; positive regulation of JNK cascade; protein K63-linked ubiquitination. Gene Ontology annotation, cellular component: plasma membrane signaling receptor complex; cytoplasmic side of plasma membrane. The transcript has 2 exons.
GUGUCUGAAGACGACACCAUUUCGGAAAUGGAACGAAAGCACGUGCAUCGUUUCUGCCACGACGCCGUUACCGGCGCAAACUGGAGACCGACCCGGUUUGCUGCGAAGGUGCCCGGUUCAUACGCGUGCUGUGUCUGCGGCAUGAUUCCGAUGCGAACGGUGCUGCUGCCGUGUUCGCACAUCCUCUGUCGAUCUUGCCAUGCCGCCAGCUCGGAAAAUGGUGCCGGGCUGUGUCCCUUGGAUAGGCAGCCAUUUGAGGAAGCGGACAGCGUCGACGUUAACUUCCCCGACAGCAAAGUGCGCAGCUUCCAGGUUUACUGCUGGAACGAAGCGCAAGGAUGCGAGUUCGUGGGCUCUAUGGAAACUAUGCUGCGGCACUACGAGCAUGAAUGCACAUUUCACGUUGUGGAAUGUUUGCGGUGCCCCGAGGCGGUGCUUCACAAGGACCUGGUUAAGCACUACGAGAACGGCUGCUUCGCCGCUUCUUCACAAGCGGCCGAAGAGAGUUCGUCUGCGGAGUCGGCAGCGGUGACGCCCGGAGACACGAGCGCCGCAAUGGAAGACCAGAGGAUGCUGUUGCAGGAUCUGCGUCGUGGCCUGUCCGCGAUUACGAACCACCUGAAUGAGGUCGCAGAACGCGCCAAGAACCACGAAGUCUGGUACAACAGCUUCAAUAGCGACUUCAGGGCGUCUAUGCUGGAAUUGAAGAGAGACAUGGCUCAAAUGUCCAACGUCGUCUCUUCGACGCCGUCGCGCGGACGGCGUGGUCGGCAAAGCAGCCCGGCAAGCGCAGACAGGGUAUCUCUGUCCUUGGAAUCGGAGAAGAUACUCGUGCUGCGAAAGUUGGAACAUUUUGCCCACAUGUCGCUCAACCAGCUGGAACUCGUGCGGCAGAUUGUCACUCAGCCUGCAUGUCACCGGCCUGUGAUCGUGGACUGCAAGCCCUCUGUGCGUGUUGAAGAGAAGUUCCGCCGCUUAAGCGGUGCAGUAUCCACGGAACAUGGCUUGGGCGAUGACGUUUCGAGGCAGAUUUACACAAUGUACUUUGAGAAUGCCGAAGGAAUUUUUUCGUGCGGGCCGACAUCGAGGAAGCUUGCUGAUGUGACUAUGUCGUGCACGAGGGACACGUAUUUCACGGUUGUCGUCUCGAAGGAAACCUUCGAAUUAGAUGACGCUGGCAUGCUCUGUGUGGAUAUUGAGUUUAACGGACUUCUUGAGCACUCUCGGUGCGUGUUGAGUGGCUGGACCGUGAAAAUUAAACAUCCCAUGAACGCCGACGGUGACCUCGAGUUGAGAGGCCCCGACGAAGGCCGCUGCGAGUGCACGCGAGCUGUGGAAAAAUCUGAGCAUAUUCACAGUUGUUUCGCUGUAAAUCUAGAUCCCGUGCGGUCUGGCGACUUCUUUAGUGACGGCUGCAUGAGGCUGGUGAUCCAGUUUGAUCAUUAGUCGCUU